Thalassophryne amazonica is the source of this 978-nucleotide messenger RNA. Its product is annotated as trace amine-associated receptor 1-like. The record is from RefSeq and is a predicted model, not a curated record. Gene Ontology annotation, molecular function: trace-amine receptor activity. NCBI's taxonomy places the organism in Eukaryota, Metazoa, Chordata, Actinopteri, Batrachoidiformes, Batrachoididae. Gene Ontology annotation, biological process: G protein-coupled receptor signaling pathway. The transcript has a single exon. Bases 1 to 978 code for a protein of 325 amino acids. Gene Ontology annotation, cellular component: membrane.
AUGGAACAAAACAACAAAACUGAUGUCAGCUUCACUCUACAUCCAUGUUAUGAAGUGAUGAAUGCCUCUUACAUACGGACCACUAACCCUUCUGCAAUUUGCAUUUUAUUACAGAUUUUCCUUGCAUUGUUGUCUGCUGUCACAGUUUGUGGAAACCUUCUUGUCAUAAUCGCUGUUAUUUAUUUCAAACAGCUUCACACUCCGACUAACUACCUCAUCGUCUCUCUGGCUGCAGCCGAUCUACAAGUUGGAGUUUUAGUUUUUCCUUUGAGUAUGGUCUUCACUGUAACCUUGUGUCUGCAUAACGAAGACGUAUUUUGCAAAGUGCGAGGCAGUUUUGAUAUAUCGCUUAGCACAUGUUCUAUCCUUAACUUGUGCUGUAUUUCUAUUGACAGAUAUCAUGCAGUGUGUCAGCCUCUGACAUACAGAAUGAAGAUAAAUAAUGGCGUUGUUGUGGUUAUGAUGGUGGUGUGCUGGGGACUCUCUGCUCUCAUUGGAAUCAGUGUCAUAACAGCUGGUUUACACAAUGAAAUGUGUGAGGAAAAGUGUUUAAUUGAUGUGCUGAUGGCAAACACAAUUGGCCCAAUUUUAUCAUUUUAUCUCCCGGUGAUCAUCAUGCUGUGUAUCUACCUGAAGAUUUUUCUUGUUGCACUGAAACAGGCACGCAGCAUCCAGAACACAAAGUCUGGAGCAACAGUCAGUAAGAUGGAGAGAAAGGCCACAAAAACUCUGGCUGUUGUGAUGGGAGUUUUUCUUUUAUGCUGGACUCCUUUUUUUCUUUGUAUCACUUUUCAUCAGGUAAGUCAGAAUUCGGUCCCAGUUCCUGUGAUUGAAACACUUAACUGGCUGACGCUGUCAAAUUCAACGCUCAACCCGUUUAUUUAUGCUUUCUUUUACAGCUGGUUCAGAUCAGCUUUCAGAAUAAUCCUUUCUGGAAAAAUAUUUCAGAGUGAUUGUGCAAAUGUGAAACUGACCUAA